CUGGGAUGUUCCUCCACCUUCCAAAUUUUCUUGCUCCGCGUUCCCUGGGACUCAGCCUUUACAGGGGCCAACUUCAGGUCCGCCACUAUCCCAGGAUUCCCGACUCCUGGUUUCCUGCCCUUCUUCCCUCCCAGCUCUCGGAGCCUGCGGGUGCAGCAAGAUGGCGGACGGUGACGGUUUAGGUGAAGCAGCGACUGCUGCGGCAUCUCCUCCCGCCCCUGCUCCCGGCCAGAGCCCGUUGCUGGGCUGGAGGGAGCGGCUGCGGGCUGGUCUGGCUGGGACUGGGGUCUCGCUGUGGUUCGUGGCGGGGCUGGGACUGCUUUACGCCCUGAGGGUCCCGUUGAGGCUGUGUGAGAAUUUGGCAGCGGUGACAGUGUUUUUAAAUUCAUUGACUCCCAAAUUCUAUGUGGCACUUACAGGAACAUCUUCUUUGAUAUCAGGACUAAUAUUUAUAUUUGAAUGGUGGUACUUCCAUAAACAUGGCUCGUCUUUUAUUGAGCAAGUAUCUGUGAGCCAUUUGAGACCUCUGAUGGGAGGAACAGAAAGCAGUAUUUCAGAGCCAGGUUCUACUUCUAGCAACAGAGAAAGUGAAACCAACAGACAGAAUUUGUCAGAAUGCAAAGUAUGGAGGAACCCUCUAAAUCUUUUUAGAGGAGCAGAAUAUAGAAGAUACACUUGGGUGACUGGUAAAGAGCCACUUACAUACUAUGACAUGAAUUUGUCAGCUCAGGACCAUCAGACCUUUUUCACCUGUGACACGGACUUUUUACGUCCUUCAGACACAGUUAUGCAGAAGGCAUGGAGGGAAAGAAAUCCUCCAGCUCGAAUCAAAGCAGCCUAUCAAGCUUUAGAAUUAAACAAUGACUGUGCCACAGCAUAUGUUCUACUGGCUGAGGAAGAAGCAACAACUAUUGUAGAUGCCGAAAGGUUAUUUAAACAGGCACUCAAGGCAGGAGAGACAAUUUACAGGCGGUCACAGCAGUGCCAGCACCAAAGUCCUCAGCAUGAAGCUCAACUGAGAAGAGAUACCAAUGUACUGGUAUAUAUUAAAAGAAGAUUAGCAAUGUGUGCAAGAAAAUUAGGAAGAAUACGAGAAGCAGUAAAAAUAAUGAGAGAUCUGAUGAAAGAAUUCCCUCCUCUUACCAUGUUGAACAUCCAUGAGAAUCUCCUAGAAUCACUUUUAGAAUUACAGGCCUAUGCAGAUGUUCAGGCAGUCCUAGCAAAAUAUGAUGAUAUAAGCCUUCCAAAGUCAGCAGCAAUUUGUUACACAGCAGCACUACUGAAGACAAGGACUGUUUCAGAUAAAUUCUCUCCUGAAACAGCCUCCAGAAGAGGGCUAAGCACAGCAGAAAUUAAUGCCGUGGAAGCAAUUCAUAGAGCUGUGGAAUUUAAUCCUCAUGUUCCAAAAUAUUUACUAGAGAUGAAAAGUCUAAUUUUACCUCCAGAACACAUUCUGAAACGGGGUGACAGUGAAGCAAUCGCCUAUGCUUUCUUCCAUCUUCAGCACUGGAAGAGGAUUGAAGGUGCACUUAAUCUGUUACAGUGCACGUGGGAAGGCACUUUUAGAAUGAUUCCAUACCCUUUAGAGAAAGGCCAUCUAUUUUACCCAUAUCCCAGCUGCACAGAGACUGCUGAUAGAGAGCUAUUACCUACCUUUCAUCAUGUUUCUGUUUACCCAAAGAAGGAGCUUCCUUUUUUCAUCCAUUUCACAGCAGGACUGUGUUCUUCUACAGCAAUGAUAGCUCUCCUCACACACCAGUUUCCUGAAAUCAUGGGUAUUUUUGCUAAAGCUGUAAUAAUAGUUCAAACCCAAAAGGAAAAUGCUAAUUCAUUCUAGUCCCAGAUCGAAAAGCACUGAGAACUAUAGAAACACUGACCCUUACUCGGUAAUGUAAUUUCUAUAUUUUUCUCUAUAUGCCUCCAUUUUGACUCCCUGUUUUUUUUUUCUGCCUUAAGAACAGUUUAUUUUGUACCUUAAAGGUCAGUUGGUUUUCUUUUGGCCCCAGUAGUAAAAGCACUGGUUUCCCUUUUUCCCUGAAGGUCAACUGUAUAAUGUGUUAAGUUGCCACUGGCUGUAGGCCUAAGAGUCUGAGACUACACUUGAUUCUGGGUCAGUCUUCAAGGGAAAUGACUUCCCACUGUUGUUCAGGGAGUAUAGAUAUUUGGGUUGGAAACUGACUAUUUCCUUUUAGUGUAAAAGGGAAGUAUAGUGAUCAUACCAUAACUGUUAUUUGCAGUGGUGCUGCCCGGGGAGUGAGUGCAUCUCAAACUGAAAUGACCUUACUGUGCAAUCCAGCAGGGAAAAAGUUGACUAGAAAAGGAAUCCUGCCCAUUUCACAACUGGAAAAAUAUAUGCAGCUGUUUAUUUGAGAUCACAGGCGAGCGGUGGAAGAGAUGGUCCUUGAGUUUCUCUCAGGGCAGUGGGAAACAGAUAAAAUUGAGGGGGGAGCAAGAUCUAGAAUCUGAAAUCUAUAUGUAGCAAUUGUUAGUAGUAUACUUCCAGCUGAAAUUAAUGUGCAGUGUACUCACUAUCUGCUCUGUCCAUUCUUGUUAGUAUAUAGUGUCUGUCCUUACCUGAGACAUCACUGAUGCACCUGAAGAGCCUUUAAGAAGACCUAGCACAGGCUCCUUAGCACUCCGCUAGAAGAGUCUGAGAAAUAAUAAUUAUAUAUUUUAAAGUAGAAGCUUUUUUUAGACCAAAGGUUAUUAAUUUACUGUGAUUCUAGUUAAUGAACAAUAAAUAGGCAUUUAUUUACUAUCUUUUGAUAUUUGUAUGGUUGGUGGUAUAUAGUUAGAAAUGUGCCUCACAGCAAACUUUGAUAGCCACAUUUUAUACUGUGGCCUUUACAUGUACAUUUUAAGUUCCUAAAAGCUAACUAUUUACUGAAAGUACCCGCAAACCAAUAUUUGGUACGCUGCAAUAUCAAAGGCAGGUUCCAUUGAAGACUUUAUGGAAAGUUAUUACAUAAGGGCCAUCCCCAGCUUACAAACACAACGUAUAAAUGCCUCACACCCAACCAGCCAGCAAGGGAGUUGGAGGCUCACAUUCUACUUCCUCACCACUUAAUAAAGCUGAUCUAUGCAAUAGCAGCGUCACCAUCACCCAGCGUGGUCUAUGCAGUAAGAAUGUCACCAUCACCCUGGAGCUUGUUAGAAAGGCAGAACCUCUCUCUCAGAAAUAAAUAAAACAUUUAAGAAAUUUAAAAGA
Molecule: messenger RNA, 3208 nt
Organism: Hyaena hyaena (striped hyena)
Lineage: Eukaryota; Metazoa; Chordata; Mammalia; Carnivora; Hyaenidae
Gene: ST7L
Product: suppression of tumorigenicity 7 like
Exons: 15
Coding region: 161-1837 (558 amino acids)
Source: RefSeq, a predicted model, not a curated record